AUGGCCGCCGGCGGGGCGGUAGAGCAAAGCUACCUGGUGAGGCGGGCCGACCCCGAUGAUGUGGACACCAUCGAUGCGCUGUACGAUCGGCUCUACGGCGAUGGCAACUUCUCAGAGGCCCUCGCCAUCUUCCACGCGGUGGACAAAGGUUUCCUGACCAAGCAAGACCUCCGGCUCAAGUUCCUGCUGUCCCUGGUAGAGACUUCUUUCAUGUCCGUCACCGUGGAGGACGAGGAAGGCCACGUCGUCGGCUUCGCGGUCUUGGACGAUACGCCACUCCACCUCUCGGCCUCGGAGGCAUGUGGGCUCAGGAAGAGGUCGACAAACGACUACGACUACGAAACCCCUGAGCUCCUGAACCUCAAGCUCCCAACAUGA
Messenger RNA from Symbiodinium sp. CCMP2592, 378 nucleotides. The record is from the annotation of a GenBank genome assembly. Lineage: Eukaryota; Dinophyceae; Suessiales; Symbiodiniaceae.